Molecule: messenger RNA, 696 nt
Organism: Peronospora matthiolae
Lineage: Eukaryota; Oomycota; Peronosporomycetes; Peronosporales; Peronosporaceae
Source: the annotation of a GenBank genome assembly
AUGGCCGAAGGGAUUGACACUUUUCCAUUCCUGUACUCACGUUCGGAAAGGUUAUUUUCUGACGGCCCUUCUUCGGACGCAGCGGGUAGGUCUCGUCAUACAGCUCGACGAGACCCAGGACAUCAACAAUCAGCUGGGCACGAGGCUUCCAGCUGUCCCACGCCGGUGGAUAGCCACGCCAGCGGACGAGGCAACUCGUCCGGAUGCCAUUCACAUCGCGGUGGUUCAAAAUACGCUCCACUAGGAAGCGUUGACCACCGCUUGAGUCCAUUAAAGGAUGCGGUGGCGGUGGGAACACCUAAUCCGGCUCGAGGGUCGGAUCAACUUGAUGCUCAAGAGCUGAAACGUCUAACGGAACAGUUGCAAGAUGACCUGGCUCAUGAAGGGUCUCGGCGUUAUGGGCUUGAGGAUCUUGUAAGAAAUAAUUACAAAUUCCUAACGCACGAUCGUGCCGCGUUGGUAUUCGCACAAUUUGAGAAUGAACGUUCGCUUUGUUCUCUUCGUGACGAGUUCACUGCAGCUCGUCGAGACGUCGCUCAACUGCGUGAGCAGGUUGCUUCGCUAGUUGACCUGACUGGCUCGUUGAAACGGGACCACUCGAAGGUGGUCUCGGCUCUCGACCGCGGAGGCGUUCUUCGCAUCUUAAAACGGGCUCGUACUGAUAGUACGGGCGGAGACGUCCAACGUAAAACGUAG